This is a messenger RNA of Phytophthora infestans T30-4, 1065 nucleotides long. RefSeq lists its product as uncharacterized. NCBI's taxonomy places the organism in Eukaryota, Oomycota, Peronosporomycetes, Peronosporales, Peronosporaceae. Gene Ontology annotation, cellular component: nucleus. The record is from RefSeq and is a predicted model, not a curated record. The coding region runs from base 1 to 1065 and encodes 354 amino acids. The transcript is spliced from 3 exons.
AUGUCGGCGGAUUUGAGUCUGGAGGCGCUGGAGUCGCGGCUUGUGACGUUCACACAGCAGCUACAGAACAUCCAUGAGCUUCUGCAGAGCGACCCGACAAAUGCUGAGUUCUUGGGUAUCGCCAAAGACCUCGUGGAGGUCAUCCAGCUGACCAAGGAGGCGAUCGAUUUCAAGGUAAAUGCUCCAUUGUCCUCCCAAAUUCCAGAGCCACAGAAGCCCCAGCAACCUCGUCAGGAGUCUUUAAAUCUUGAGCUGAAAUAUAUACCUGGCUCAGUGGUCGAAGCUCUGCAGCAAGGAGUCUGGUAUCCAGCUCACGUGGAUUCGGUAACAAGUGACGGUAGCUACAACGUCAAGUUCCUGGGCUUCGGCACCACUGCUGAGCUUAAAGAAGACGCACUUAGAGCCGUUGAAGUGGACGAGGAAGAAGCUGCCAAGCUGCCAGCUAAGGAAUCUAUUACAGAGGGCUUCAAGUGUCAGGCUAAGUACUACGCGGACGCUGUAGUAUACCCCUGUUCGGUCACAAAGGUCACCGAGUUGGGCUUUCAGGUGCUGUUUGACGGCUAUGGCAACUCGGAAGAGGUCCCGUACGAGUAUUUGAGACCUACAGUGCUGCUGCAGACGGAGGUAGGCGCUGAUACCGCUCAGACUAGCCCUACUAACGCAGUUGAUGGUGCUACUGCGCCUGCUGAUGCUACUACAGCGCCGAAAGUGGCUCCGGCAGUGAUCCACAAGGCCAUCAAGAUUCCGGAAAACCUGCAGAUCUUACCUACGGACACGGAAGCUGAAAAGGAACGUAAACGUAAACGUAUCCGUGCGAUUAAGAGUCUGAACCGACACAAAACCAUUGACAACGAACGUAACAUCAAGCAGCACGACUGGAAGGCGUUCCAGCACAAGGCCAAGAAGAAAGGGAUGAAGAAAGGUGUCAGUGGAGUGCUCUCUAAGCGCGGUUCGAGUAUGUUUGCUUCCCCCGAGACGGUACAAGGUCGUGUGGGUGUUGUGGGCAGUGGCCAAGGCAUGACGAGCUUCCAGGAUACACGGAUCAAGAAGCCGAAGCACUCUUAA